AUGGAGCUCGUCAUUUGUCUCUUAAUCCUCGUUAUUCUCAUGCCUAAUCUUUCUUCCUUGGCUGAGAAAAACGACGUAGGGACAUAUAUCGUUUAUGUGAACAAGCCAGAGAGUUUAACGACAAUGGCAACAGAGGAAUUACACGACUGGUACCAAUCAUUUUUGCCAGUUAUGAGCAUGGAAGACGAAACUAGUUCAGCCCAGAAGCCAAGCAUGGUGUACUCAUACAGACAUGUUCCUGGAUUUGCGUUGAGGUUGACUUCUGAGCAAGUCAAAGCCAUGGAGAACAAUGAUGGAAUUGUGUCUGUUCGUGAAGAGAGGACUUUCACUUUGCAAACAACUCACAGUCCUCAAUUCUUGGGGCUGAACAAGGACAACGGUUUCUGGAAGGACUCCAACUUCGGACAAGGUGUGAUCAUCGGAGUUCUUGAUUCCGGUAUAGUGUCGGGCCAUCUUUCUUUCGAUGAUAACGAAAUGCCGUCUUCGCCGGCGAGGUGGAAAGGCAUGUGCGAGCCGAUCAAUGGCACUGACAUCUGCGACAAUAAGAUCAUCGGCUUCAGAAGCUUCAACAGCUCCCGAAAAGGAGGACCAAUGUCGUCUUCGUUGUCGUCACAAGAAGAAUUUGGUCAUGGCACGCACACUGCAAGCACGGCGGCAGGGGCCUUCGUGGGGGGCGCCACAGUGCUGGGAAACGCCAACGGCACGGCCUCAGGAAUGGCGCCCCGAGCUCACCUAGCAGUUUACCAAGUCUGCGGCGGCACGGUCGGCUGCUUAGAGAGCGAUGUCUUGGCGGGGUUUGAUGCCGCGGUGGACGAUGUCGUCGACGUCAUCUCCAUCUCACUCGCUGGCUGUGGUUCACGUGCUCUGUACCACGACGCUAUUGCAAUAGGCUCUUUCAGCGCAAUGAAGAGAGGGAUAUUCGUUAGCUGCGCAGCAGGCAAUAGUGGUCCGUACAACUACACUGUCUCCAACGACGCUCCUUGGAUGCUCACAGUCGGAGGUAGCACCAUGGACAGAAGCAUAAGAGCCGGUUUAAAGCUUGGAAAUGGGGUCGAAAUCCACGGGGAAUCGAUCUUUCGGACUAACACUUUCGACUCCAAAAAAUCGCUACCUCUUUUUUAUCCAGGCGGGAGCAAUUCUAAUUACUGGCCUGAACGGUGCGCCAGUGGAACUCUAAACAGGACGGGUGAAGUUGACGUGAUGGGGAAAAUAGUAUUGUGCCAAAGAUCAAGAGAAGUGAGGAGAUUAGAGCAAGAAAAUGAAGUAAAAGAUACAGGUGGAAUCGCAAUGAUACUUAUGAACCAAGAGCUCGACGGGUUCAGCACAAUGGCUGAAGCUCAUUCCCUUCCUGUAGUCCACGUGAGUCUCUCAGAAGCUUCCAAGCUCAUAACAUACAUAAACUCAACCUCAAACCCUGAGGCAAAGCUAACAUUCAAAGGCACUUCAAUAGUGGAAAAAUCUUCUGCUCCCAUGGGGGCUUCAUUUUCUUCCAGAGGGCCGAGCUCUGCGAGUCCCGGGAUACUUAAACCCGACGUUAUCGGUCCCGGAGUGAGCAUACUAGCGGCUUGGCCAAUCUCUCUCGACAAGAAGCACACAAUCUCAUCGUUCAAUGUCAUUUCCGGGACGUCCAUGUCAUGCCCUCAUUUGAGCGGCAUCGCUGCUCUCCUCAAGAGCUCUCACCUCGAUUGGUCUCCGGCGGCAAUCAAGUCUGCAAUCAUGACGACGGCUGAUCCGUUAAACCGGCAAGGCCAGCCGAUCCCUGACGAGAAACUCAACUUCGCCAACGUCUUGGCCAUCGGCGCAGGCCAUGUUAGCCCCACUAGAGCUAAUGAUCAGGGACUUGUGUACGACAUAAAACCUGAAGACUAUGAUUCUUACGUGUGCGGCCUAAAUUUCACAGAUAGAAACGUGGGGAUUUUCUUGCAGAGGAAAGUGAACUGUUCGGACAGGAAGAAAAUUGCUCAAGAGGACUUGAAUUAUCCUUCAUUUUCUGUUUUGUUUAAGUUUGAUGGUUCUCAAAAGAUCACUUUCAAGAGGGUUUUGACUAAUGUUGGACAAGCUCAUUCGACUUACACUGUCAAGAUUGAUCAACCUGAAGGAGUGAGGGUUGUUGUGAAGCCUGAGAAGUUGGAUUUCACUAAAUUGAAACAAGAGGCAAGUUUUUCGGUGACUUUCGUUAGAAGCAAGUUUUAUGUUUCUAAGCUUGCUUAUGAGCAUGCAGAAGGAUCCUUGGAAUGGGUAUCUGAUCAUAAGCGGUACUCUGUUAGAAGUCCCAUAUCUAUCAUGUUUUCUAUUCGAGAGAUAUUACUAUUAGCUAAUAAUAUUAUUUACGUACUAGACAUGGAUUCUGAUUGUUUUGGAGUUUGUUAUGAUUGA
Messenger RNA from Morus notabilis, 2376 nucleotides. RefSeq names its product subtilisin-like protease SBT1.8. The record is from RefSeq and is a predicted model, not a curated record. The transcript is spliced from 2 exons. Gene Ontology annotation, biological process: proteolysis. The coding region runs from base 1 to 2376 and encodes 791 amino acids. NCBI's taxonomy places the organism in Eukaryota, Viridiplantae, Streptophyta, Magnoliopsida, Rosales, Moraceae. Gene Ontology annotation, molecular function: serine-type endopeptidase activity.